Messenger RNA from Hyaloscypha bicolor E, 1171 nucleotides. RefSeq names its product NAD(P)-binding protein. The record is from RefSeq and is a predicted model, not a curated record. The coding region runs from base 32 to 1000 and encodes 322 amino acids. Lineage: Eukaryota; Fungi; Ascomycota; Leotiomycetes; Helotiales; Hyaloscyphaceae. The transcript is spliced from 6 exons.
GUCUUAGAUACAAUCUCGCAAGUUAUCCAUAAUGACACUCUUCAAUGCCCAGACAACCGGUGACGAAGUCGUUGAAGCCUUCGCCUCCUCCGUUGCUGGCAAAACAAUCCUCAUAACCGGCCCCUCAGAACACGGUCUUGGCGCUCAAACCGCUCUCUCCCUCGCCGUCGGCAAGCCGCGUCGACUGAUCCUCGUCGGCCGAAGCCUGACCAAAAUCCAGCCCGUCAUCGAUGAGAUCAACUCCAUCUCCCCAUCAACGGAAGUGAUUUUCGAAGAGCUAGAUCUUACGAAUUUGAGCUCUGUGAAGAAGGCUGCGAAAGGGAUUAAUGGCAAGAUUGAGAAACUGGAUAUCUUGGUGAACAAUGCUGGAGUUAUGGCGGUGAAGGAUUAUGAGAAAAGUGUCGAUGGCAUCGAGAUGCAGUUUGCAGCAAACCACAUUGGUCAUUUUCUGUUGACAAAUUUGCUUAUGGAUAAGAUCUUUGCUGCUGAGGGGGCGAGGGUUGUGAAUGUGAGUAGUGGGGGCUAUGUGAGUAGCGGCAUCAGAUUCGAGGAUUGGAACUUCAAGGAUGGCAAAGAAUACAAUCCAUGGCUGGGGUAUGGACAGUCGAAGACGGCGAAUAUUCUGUUCGCUUCCGCACUAGCGGAGAAGUUGAAGGGGAAAGGCGUUUUGGCGUUUUCUGUUGAUCCUGGAUUGGUUGUCGACACCAAGCUUCAGACCCACGUCACCCCAGAGAUGUUCGGAGAAGGGUAUGAGAUCGCAGUUGCAGCCAUGAAUGGGGAGCCACUCCACCCCUUAGACCCAAAAACACUUGCACAAGGAGCAUCGACAACCCUCUACGCAGCCCUGGCUCCCGAAUUGAAAGAACACUCAGGCGCCUUCCUGCAGAACUGCGCAGACAGCACGGAGACCUUGCUCUCGCACGCAAAAGGAGCCUCGAACCGCGACCAGCUCUGGGCAUUGAGCGAGAAGCUCGUUGGAGAGAUAUUCGCAUAUGCAUAAAGGGGCCUUAUUCCCUAGGUCACACACUUUCAGAUAAAACAGCGAGAAACCUUGGCAUGCUUGAGCGUUCACACCACAAGGCAUGAAUGAGAGACACUCGUCCAGGUGACACAAGUUACAAUGAAAUCCGUCUCAAGGGAGGUUGUCAUUUCAAUAAUCACAUCAAAAGAG